AAUGUGGAUGAAUGUGUGAAGUUAUCCUUCAACUUCUUAAAGACUAAGAAACUGAAACUGUAUCGGGACGAUUAAUAAAUUUUGAGAAAUUCUUUAUCCAAUCCGGUAACAAGGUCCCAUAGUCCAAACGGUUGGAAAUUAAAGAUCAAUUAGGAAUUACCACUUUGGAAGAUAUGGAUAACUAUUUGGGUAUACCAAAAAAAUUGAGAGGUUCUAAAACUCAAAUAUUCAGCUUUUUACAUGAAAGGAUAAAUAAUAAGAUUAAUAGCUAAAUACUCUGGUUUCUUUAGGAAAGAAGUAAUGAUAAAAUCAAUGGCAUCGGCAAUGCCAAAUCAUGUCAUAUUUCAGACUAUCAAAGAUGGUUAUGAAAAAACUAACAUGGGGGAUUGCUCACUUUUGCUGGAGUAGUAGCGAAAAUAAGAAAAAAAUUCAAUUGGUUCUUUUGGGAUAAAGUAUGCAAACACAAAGAAGAAUGAGGUUUAAAUUUUCGAGAUCUUCAAGAUUUUGAUUCAGCCUUAUUGACAAAGCAAUUAUGCGCUUAAUAGAUGAAUCUCCAGAUAAGUUUGGAUAUAGGCUAUGGAAUAUAUGAAGACUCUUAAUUUUUCAGAAUUAGUUUUUGCAACAGAUUAUUCUCAAUUGGUGAAUAUAACGUCAUCACUUAAAAAUUGUCAGAUCGGUUCUGUUUGGCUUCACUUUUUUGGAUCGGUUUAGCUUUUCGGGUUUAGUUUUUUUUCAUCCUAGGUUAGGUUGACCGAAAAAAAAAGAACAAAAAAGUUCUAAUAAAAAAAAGGUAAAGAGAUUGGAAACGCAAAGGUUUCCUUCAACUUCACGCCAUGGUGAAUCACUGAUCGGCAUUAGAGAAAAAAAAGGAGAAAGAGAUAACUCUUCUUCUUCAUCCCAUCACUAGAUCUCUCUCUCACCGUCUUUUCUCCGCAGCAGAGCUAUGGUUUCUCCCACCAAACUCAAAUCCGUUGAUUUCUACAGGAAAAUCCCGAGAGAUUUGACAGAGGCGUCUCUCUCUGGCGCUGGCUUAUCCAUCGUAGCUGCUCUCGUUAUGAUGCUUCUCUUUGGAAUGGAGCUGAGUAGUUAUUUGGAAGUCACCACUACAACAGCUGUCGUUGUUGACAAGAGCUCUGAUGGGGACUUCUUACGCAUUGAUUUCAACAUCAGCUUUCCUGCCCUUUCUUGUGAAUUUGCAUCCCUUGAUGUGAAUGACGUGUUAGGAACAAACAGGUUGAAUAUAACAAAAACAGUUCGCAAGUUUCCAAUUGAUCCACAUUUAAAGGCCACCGGCGGAGAGUUCCACUCUGGCCUUGCAUCACAUCACAUCAACCAUGGAGAAGAAAUUAAGCAAGAGUUUCCUGAUGGUGCAAUACAAUUAACAAAUGGUGGUUUUGAAUCAUUGUCACACCACUUUCCGUUAUUGAUUGUUAACUUUAAUGCACCAUGGUGCUACUGGAGUAAUCGUCUGAAACCGUCUUGGGAGAAAGCUGCUACCAUUAUAAAACAGAGAUAUAAUCCUGACACUGAUGGGCGUGUUCUUCUAGGAAGUGUUGAUUGCACAGAAGAACCUGCGCUAUGUAGGAGGAACCAUAUACAAGGCUAUCCAUCUAUUCGGAUUUUCCGCAAAGGCAAUGACCUUAAAGAAGACCAUGGACACCACGAACAUGAAUCUUACUAUGGAGAUCGGGACACAGAGAGUAUAGUUAAGAUGGUGGAUGAACUGGUAGCACCAAUCCACCCGGAGACGCACAAGCUAGCUUUGGAUUGGGGUAUAUCCAAUGACACAGCAAAACUUCUUAAAAAGGCACCAGUUACAGGAGGUUGUAGAGUUGAAGGUUAUGUGCGUGUAAAGAAGGUUCCAGGAAACCUCGUUAUCUCAGCUCAUUCAGGAGCUCACUCGUUCGAUUCUUCUCAAAUGAACAUGUCGCAUGUUGUCACCCAUCUUUCAUUUGGGAGGAUGAUUGAUACUAGGUUGUUGACCGAUUUGAAGCGCUUGUUGCCAUAUCUUGGCCAAAGCCAUGACAAGUUGGAUGAAAAAGCAUUCAUAAAUCAACACGAGUUUGGUGCCAAUGUUACUAUUGAACACUACCUACAAAUAGUUAAAACAGAGGUCAUUACAAGAAGAUACGGUCAAGAACAUUCAUUGACAGAGGAACAUGAGUACACCGCUCACAGCAGCAUAACUCAGACUUACUACUUACCCGUUGCAAAGUUUCACUUUGAGCUCUCUCCCAUGCAGAUUCUAAUAACUGAAAAUCCAAAGUCCUUCUCACACUUCAUCACAAAUCUUUGCGCCAUUAUUGGUGGUGUUUUCACGGUUGCAGGAAUUAUAGAUUCGGUUUUACACAAUACAAUAAGACUGAUUAAGAAGGUCGAACUUGGAAAAAACAUUUGAUUGGCUACUGGAGGUUAGAGUUUACCAUUAAUUCAUAAAACCAUAGAAGAA
Brassica napus (rape) is the source of this 2449-nucleotide messenger RNA. RefSeq names its product protein disulfide-isomerase 5-3-like. The transcript has 15 exons. NCBI's taxonomy places the organism in Eukaryota, Viridiplantae, Streptophyta, Magnoliopsida, Brassicales, Brassicaceae. The coding region runs from base 944 to 2398 and encodes 484 amino acids. Gene Ontology annotation, cellular component: endoplasmic reticulum; COPII-coated ER to Golgi transport vesicle. The record is from RefSeq and is a predicted model, not a curated record.